This is a messenger RNA of Salvia hispanica, 1007 nucleotides long. NCBI's taxonomy places the organism in Eukaryota, Viridiplantae, Streptophyta, Magnoliopsida, Lamiales, Lamiaceae. The record is from RefSeq and is a predicted model, not a curated record.
UCCAAUUCAUGCAUGCAAUUGCAAUUGCAAUUGACUAAAAAUGUACAAUCCCUCCUCUUCCGCUUCCUUCUCCUCGGGCUCUGCCGCAGCAGAGCCCAAGUACAAGGGCGUCCGGAAGCGGAAGUGGGGGAAAUAUGUGACCGAGAUACGCCUCCCCAACAGCCGGGAGCGCAUCUGGCUCGGCUCCUACGACACCGCCGAGAAGGCGGCUCGCGCCUUCGACGCCGCCAUCUUCUGCCUCCGCGGCCCCACCGCCAAGCUCAAUUUCCCCGCCGACCCCCCCAACAUCUCCGGCUGGCAGGGCCUCAACCCCGCCGAGAUACAGGCCGUGGCGCAGCACUACGGCAACACCUACUCCUGCAGCCAGCCUCCUCCGCCGCCGCCGCCGCCGGUUGAAUUGGAUGACACCUCACCCUCGUCGAAUUCCGAGGGGAUGAAUUCCAUCGAUUGGUCGUUCCUCGACGUGCUGGAUUCAGGGAAUGCAGGCCGUGUCACGGACUUCGACCUUUUUCACGAGCCCGGUGACAUGUACAUGCCCCCGAAUCUGCCCGAGAGAGGCGCCGAUGACGAAUACGGCUAUGACACGGGGACUAGUGGUAGUGUGACAUCCUCGUUUCUCUGGAAUUUCUAAUCAGGGAAAAAUCAAGUAAGUAUUUAAACACGAAUUCCAUCAGUAAGACGUUUCUUCUCCAACUAAUAAGUCGGAAUUACGACCUACUAUAUGAGUGUGUAAUUUUUAGAAAAUGAAUACACCCACGCUUUCCGUUUAUACAUAUAUAGUAGUACUACUAUAUAUAUUUUUUGCCGGGAAGUCAAUUUGGGAUUAGUUUAUGGAGGAAAUGGAUAGAAUAUUAACCAUUUAUGGUUUGUUUAAGGUAGUAAGUACCAUUUCACUCUAUAAUCUAUGUUCCCGGAUUGGUAUAUCUUUUUUUAUAGUGGCUGAGUGUUUGUAAGAUCAGAGUAUACUGUAAUAUAUAUAAAAAUAAAAUUAGCUUGUCUCCUUCGAA